This is a messenger RNA of Balaenoptera ricei (Rice's whale), 5661 nucleotides long. It is a transcript of the gene ASH2L, whose product is annotated as ASH2 like, histone lysine methyltransferase complex subunit. Bases 74 to 1984 code for a protein of 636 amino acids. The record is from RefSeq and is a predicted model, not a curated record. Gene Ontology annotation, cellular component: Set1C/COMPASS complex. The transcript is spliced from 24 exons. Gene Ontology annotation, molecular function: protein binding; transcription cis-regulatory region binding. NCBI's taxonomy places the organism in Eukaryota, Metazoa, Chordata, Mammalia, Artiodactyla, Balaenopteridae.
GUUAGAGGGCCAGUGAGCAACUCGCGCGAGACGCAAGAUAGUAUUCUCGCGAGAAGUCUAGGAGGCGGCAGUGAUGGCGGCGGCGGGAACCGUACCUGGCCCGGGAGUGAAUGCAGGACCCGGCCCGGCAGUGGCUGCAAAUGCAACACCGGUAGAAGAAGGGGAAACGAAACCGGUAGUAGCGGUAGCAGCCGCUCCGGCCGGGGAGGGGACGUCUGCUGCUCCAGCCGCGGAGCCUGGCUCUGGAGAGGCCGAAAGCGGGGAUGCAAACUCAGUUGAUGUAAGUGGUGGCUUGGAGACAGAAUCCUCUAAUGGAAAGGAUACACUAACACAGGAAGGUGCUGGGGAUACUUCAGAGGUGAUGGAUACUCAGGCGGGCUCCGUGGAUGAAGAGAAUGGUCGCCAGUUGGGAGAGGUGGAGCUGCAGUGUGGAAUAUGUACCAAAUGGUUCACAGCAGACACCUUUGGCAUAGAUACCUCAUCCUGUCUACCUUUCAUGACCAACUACAGUUUCCACUGCAAUGUAUGCCAUCAUAGUGGGAAUACCUACUUCCUCCGGAAGCAAGCAAACUUGAAAGAAAUGUGCCUUAGUGCUUUGGCCAACCUAACCUGGCAGUCCCGAACACAGGAUGAACAUCCGAAAACCAUGUUCUCCAAAGAUAAGGAUAUCAUACCAUUUAUUGAUAAAUAUUGGGAGUGCAUGACGACCAGACAGAGACCUGGGAAAAUGACCUGGCCAAAUAACAUUGUUAAAACGAUGAGUAAAGAAAGAGAUGUAUUCUUAGUAAAGGAACACCCCGAUCCUGGGAGUAAGGACCCAGAAGAAGAUUACCCCAAAUUUGGCCUUCUGGAUCAGGAUCUUAGUAACAUUGGUCCUGCUUAUGACAACCAAAAACAAAGCAGUGCUGUGUCUACCAGUGGGAAUCUAAAUGGUGGAGCCUCUUUUGGAGGGGGAAUUGCAGCGGGAAGCAGUGGAAAAGGAAGAGGAGCCAAGCGCAAACAGCAGGAUGGCGGGGCCACAGGGACCACCAAGAAGGCCCGGAGUGACCCUUUGUUUUCUGCUCAGCGCCUUCCCCCUCAUGGCUACCCCUUGGAACACCCAUUUAACAAAGAUGGCUAUCGGUAUAUUCUAGCUGAGCCCGAUCCCCACGCCCCUGACCCUGAGAAGCUUGAACUCGACUGCUGGGCAGGAAAACCGAUUCCUGGAGACCUCUACAGAGCCUGCUUGUAUGAACGGGUUUUGUUAGCCCUACAUGAUCGAGCUCCCCAGUUAAAGAUCUCCGAUGACCGGCUGACUGUGGUCGGAGAGAAGGGCUACUCUAUGGUUCGGGCUUCUCAUGGGGUUCGGAAAGGUGCCUGGUACUUUGAAAUCACGGUGGAUGAGAUGCCGCCAGACACCGCUGCCAGGCUGGGCUGGUCCCAGCCGUUAGGUAACCUUCAAGCUCCCUUAGGUUAUGAUAAAUUUAGCUAUUCUUGGCGGAGCAAAAAGGGGACCAAAUUCCACCAGUCCAUUGGCAAGCACUACUCUUCUGGCUAUGGACAGGGAGAUGUCCUGGGGUUUUAUAUCAGUCUUCCUGAAGACACAGAGACAGCCAAGUCACUGCCCGAUACCUAUAAAGAUAAGGCUUUGAUAAAGUUCAAGAGUUAUUUGUAUUUUGAAGAAAAAGACUUUGUGGAUAAAGCAGAGAAGAGCCUAAAGCAGACUCCCCAUAGCGAGAUAAUUUUUUAUAAAAAUGGUGUCAAUCAAGGUGUGGCUUACAAAGAUAUUUUUGAGGGGGUUUACUUUCCGGCCAUCUCGCUGUACAAAAGCUGCACGGUCUCCAUUAACUUUGGACCAUGCUUCAAGUAUCCUCCAAAGGACCUCAUGUACCGCCCUAUGAGUGACAUGGGCUGGGGCGCUGUGGUGGAACACACUCUGGCUGACGUCUUGUAUCACGUGGAAACAGAAGUGGAUGGGAGGCGGAGUCCCCCGUGGGAACCCUGACCAAGUCCCCUUUUCUUUGCAGACACGGACUUCCUGGGGAAUAAUAUGAGCGGGUUUUGUUUUUGUUUUUUAACUGUGGCAAAUGUUUUCCCGAAGAUACUGCAGAACACGGCCUCUGCUGUAGCAAAUUAGAGGCCGGGUGGGUCUGAGAGAGACUCCCUGCCCUUCAGCACUCCCCCUUCUAUCAUGGCUUUUACUUCGUGUGCCAUUCCCAACAGCUGCCGACCCUGGGAUCCCAUAAGCGCCCCGUGAACUGGGCCUGUGCCAUGUACCCCACCAGCUGAGACUUGCUGCUUACUGUGUUUUCUAAGGAGUGGGUAACCUUGCCCAAGUAGCUAACAUGUUUAAAGACAUGUCCUUCUGCGGGCAUUGCUUCCAUCCCGCCUGGUUCCCAAGGAAGUGGUGGGCCUGUUUCUGAGAACAGCUGAAAUCCAUGGCUGUACAUUCCAAACCAGUUUAACAGCUCUUUCCUUUCGCCGUGGGUGUGUUUUUGUUAUUAAUUUUGAGGUGUACCUUUGAACACUGGGAUCUCUGAAACUACUAGGUCUGUAGAACUAUACUUGUGAAGGGAACUUGCUUGCAGCUUUAACAAUUAGAAACUCUUCCCAAAUAAAACUUGUCUUCGAGUGUGUGUGGCACUUUGCUUCCCUUUCAGGUUGGGGUCCAUGUGGCGACAGUGUCGGAACAGUAAGGCACUCUGAGGAAGGGGAGCCAGCCUUGGAGGAGAGACAGGAAACCCAACAGAAUCAGGCUGAGGUCUAUUCAUUCGUGGUCUUAUGGAGCAGACUUGGUUAUAAAGCUUCUGGAUCAUCAGGGUUUGAAGAACUCUAAGUAAACGAGGAUGGUGUUAUCUAGAGGAAGCUGGAGAUGAAUUCUUUGUAGCAUGAAUUACCACACAUGACCUGCCAGGCCACAGAGAACCAGAGUCACUACUCAGCCAGGUGGGGGGCCGAGGCACACCGCAGCUCACAGCCCCCUCCCGACUGCUGUGGCCGUCCUUCCGCCUGGGCCUCCCCACCUUGAUCUCCUUGACAUUCGGGUUCCACUCGCCCAUGGCCUCCAUGUGCUCCACGAGCUCUUCGUAAAGCCUCUCCAUGGGCUGGUCCACUACCACCUCCAGCCGGAACACCUUGCCCACGUCUGGGAUCACUUUACUCAACACUUCGUCCCCAUUCGCCUAUCGGCAGGGAAGAGAGGAGCCCCAAGGGAAAGCCCUCCUGGUCACUGAGGAUGCCCAGGGCCCUCUGCAUGGCCUCCUCUCCCUGCUGGAUAUAGGCCAGUUCAUGGUCGCUGUAGAGCGUGUCUUCCAGCUGAGAACCUGGACACAAAGCCACGGAGAGGCUGAGCUUCCUAGCCUCCCACGAGCUUUCACCCCUUUCAUCUCUGAAGAGCCCAGACCAAAGCCAUAUGGUCCAGCCUGCAGGUUAAGUUAGACACGGGGGACAGGGAGGGGGUCUAGCCAUGAACAACGCCAUUCCCAUCAAAGUGAGUGAGGACGGCUGGGGGAUGCGGGGGGAGGGACCAGAGCCACAUGCACAUCCUUUGCCCCCCCCCCCACCCCCGGAGCUCCCCGCCGCUGGUAGAAGCCGAGAAGCCUCAGCACUUACCGAGCAGGGAGCCGCGACGCCGAACCUGGUUAAUCCAGGCAGCUGGGGUCGGGCCCCCCGGGGCCCUCCGGCUCAGCUCCUGGCCGAUGGCCAGCACAGCCUGGUGCCUCAGCCCUGCAGGGAAGGGAGGGAAACUGUCGCUUAGGAGCAGGGAAGGGAGGGAAACUGUCGCUUAGGAGCAGAAAAGCCCCUUAGAGAGCGUUCCACCCCUUCAUCUCAUCACAGAGGAGGAAGCUGGCCUGGGGCAGAAAGUGACUUGAUCAGGAAUACCUCCAGGGCCCAGAAACCAGCCUGCCUUCUGGGCUGGCCGGGCCUGGAGGCAGGGGCCACACUCAAGCUUGCUGGUUUCCUUCUUGAAAGGGAGAGAAGCUUUGAACAACCUAUCCUGCUACAGAAGGGGAAUUACAGCCACCCGUCCCCUGAGGUCUGUGUGGUUUCUGCGUGAGUAACUGCUCCGUGUGCCCGGGGGUUCCCGCUGAUCUAAAGAGAACAGCCCCAUGCCGAGUACAGGUCUUCCAAGUGCGGCUUCCAUCUAAACAGUGGCCACUUGAACCCAGUGUAAUUGGAAAGGACUUGCUUAGGUUUGUCUGUGGUCCCUUCAGCGACAGCAGGGGAUUGACUCCAGUGACCCUGGUUUCUGCCUCCUGACUGAUGACAACGAGACUCCCCACCUCACCCACCUUCCCUCUCUAUGUGCUCCUCGGCUGUCUUACUCCCCUUUCUUGUCCUUCUCCCCGUCUCCCGCCUGCCCUGCCUCAGGCUUGCCAACACAGCUGCCCAGAGUCACUGCGGCUCGGACUUCCCUGGCACCCUUGGUACCCAUCCCAGAGAAAGGCAGAGUCAGGAAGAAGCCAAGACAGCUCGGAGCCCUGGAGGGGAGGCUGGGGAUGACAGAGUCUGGAAGGCACCCAGGAACCUUCGCAUCCAGCUCCGUUCUUCAGCGCGGGGGACACUGAGGCUUUGAGAAGCUCUGCCCUGGGAGAGCACCCAGGGCUUCUGAUAGGGGACAGGCAGGCAGAGCUGACAGAGGCCACCCAGCCCCAGGGUGAGGGGCCUGAAGUCUGGGGAGGAACGGCGCUCCCACCCGGUUCUACAAGAAUCAAGUCAUCACCCCUGCGGUCGCUGACCUACAGUACACCCUGGAAGGAAUUCAGGAAGACAAUUAGGAUGAGGCACGCUGUGCUCUGGGGAAACAGGCAAAAAAAGCACUAAAAUCAUGAACGGAGAAACUCGUCGCUUGUGACCAGGAGCAACCUUCUACCAAAAUGUGUGCCUGAGUGCAGUCGACAGUUUUGCUGACCAUGAAGGAGCACAGAGCUAAUAACUUCUCUCCUCCGUCUGAACACUAUGAAGAUUCAGGACCUUGGUAGCAGCAAGGGCCUUUUAUUCCCAUCCACCUCCUCAGCGAGUGCAGACGAAUUUGGGUACCUGACGCCCAGUUGAAAGAUACUCGGGGAGUGCCCCCCGCCCAGUUCUGCCUCCAGAAAGACGCUGAACGGUCUGGACCGAGCGACUAGGUGUGAGGCUGGCCAAAUGUCUUUCCUCAAUUAGGCCAACUAAGGGGUGUCAGAAAGCCAACCUCUGACUAACACCCCAGCCAGAUUGAUGUAAAAUACAUACGGAACUUAUCUUACAAGUACUUACUUAAUUGGGAACUAACCACUGAACUGCGUAAGAAAUUAAAGAAUUCUAGUGGAAACCCUGAUGGCUUAAUAAAACUGUUAAAGGAUCAAGAUCAAGCAUUAGUUACAGGGCUUCCCUGGUGGCGCAGUGGUUAAGAAUCCACCUGCCAAUUCAGGGGACAUGGGUUCGAGCCCUGGUCCGGGAAGACCCCACAUGCCGCGGAGCAACUAAGCCCGUGUGCCAGAACUGCUGAGCCUGCGUGUCACAACUACUGAAGCCCGCAUGCCUAGAGCCCGUGCUCCGCAACAAGAGAAGCCACUGCAAUGAGAAGCCUGCACACCACAACGAAGGGUAGCCCCCGCUCGCCGCAACGAGAGAAAGCCCGUGCGCAGCAACGAAGACCCAACGCAGCCAAAAAUAAAUAAAUAAAUAAAUUUUUUAAAAAAA